UAGCCUCCCUCUAUCUGCAGCAGCAGUUAUACUUGAAGUAGCAGUGACUCUUGUUCAUACAUUAUUUGUGCAUUCAUAAAACCUCUUUAACAAUAUAUUUAGGCUUAAAUAAGUAACAUGUAGGAUAUCUAGAUGGUGGCUCGUCUAAAUUACAAGCUGUGCUUUAUAAUCAUGUUUUUACAAAAUGCAUGAUCAUUAUAUGUACUUUUUUUAGUAGUAGUCCUCCACAAACCACCAACAAUCAUGUCAAGGCUCACUGGAGGCCCGACUAUGUUAGCUGUGGACCGCAGGAGAUUAAGGAGGACCAUUGCUGAAAAGCCAAACUGGUCCUUAAGCCUUGUGCCCUUUUUAUCAACUCUCUGCCUAGACUGUAUUGUAAAACAUUUUGAGGAAACUCCUAUCUAUGAAGAGCUUACGCUCAGCCAGAAAGACUAUGUGCAGGAAAGACUGCCGCUCUCUCUACCCCUUUCUGUGACUGCCAACUUGGUCGAUGAUGGCAUCUACUGGCGGCGGGCCUGUGAGCAACGGUGGGACAUUUGUGACGUGUCUCACUACAACCACAGCUGGAAGCGAAUGUUUUUCGAGAGGCACCUGGAAAACAUUCUUGAGCACUUCAUCCCAGAGACAACGUCCCUCAAGACCGUUACUGAUGAGAUCCCGCUGUGUGAGGCGUACGUGAAGAGGCUGGAUAUCUCCCAGAUGCUGCCACCCAUUAAGGAGAACAAGGGAGAUGCCAUAGACUGGUUGAGUGAAACCGACUCGGAUGCAGCUCAUAUGGAACACUAUGACUUCCGCAGUCUCCUUAAGCAGCUAAGCUGUCUCGAAGAGUUCCACUUGACCUACAGGGUCAAACACUGCGGGAUGAACUUUGAAUGGAAAAUGACGGAGAUGGCUCAGCGAGACUGUGAGACUCUUGCCAUGGCCCUUCAAUUCAGCAAGACCUUGAAGGUUGUACAACUCUAUGAAAGUCACAUUGAUGAUGAAAAGUGCAAGUUGCUGGCCAAACACCUAAUGACGCACCCAUCCCUUCUUGAGCUCAACCUUUCCCACAACGUAAUUGAAGAUAAGGGGGCCAAGGCCAUCAGCAACCUUAUCAACAGCAGCAAACUGGAGAUCCUCAACCUGAGCGACAACAUAAUUCGAGACGUGGGAGCCAACGCCAUUGCCAAAGCCUUGUUCAAUAACAGCACUCUUUUAUCCCUCAACCUAAGAAUCAACCGUGUGACCGACAAUGGGGGGCUCGCCAUUGCCAAGGCCUUAGUGAGGAACCGCACCCUGCUUCAUCUGCAUCUUGGAGCCAACCUCGUGACUGAGCCCACUGCCAUUAUGUUGUCGGAAGUUCUGGUUAAAAAUCAAACGCUGAAGACCAUCAACCUCUCCUGCAAUAAAUUGGGUGUUGAUGGAGGCAAAGCUCUGGGAGAGGCCAUAGUUCAAAACAGCUGCUUAACGGAAUGCGAUGUCCGUCUGACGGAUAUCGACGAGCAAAGUGCCUCCGUCAUCAACCAGGUGGUUUGCACCAAUAGGAACGCCUCCGCCACCAACCAGGUGCUCUUCAUCCAUGACAGCGACUUCAUCAUUGACGAGGUGAUUGACAGCAGUAAGAGCGACUCCAUCACCGACGAGGUGAUUGGCAGCAGUAAGAGUGACUCCAUCACCGAUGAGGUGAUUGGCACCAGUAUCCAGAACUUAGAGGAAGAACAGGAACAAGGUGACGAGGUGCAAUCACAAGGCGAUGAGGUGCAACCACAAGGUGACGAGGUGCAACCACAAGGCGACGAGGUGCAACCACAAGAUGAGGCGCCACAAGAACAAGAUGAUGUAUGGUUGACGUCAGCCUCUUGUUUUGUUAAACCUGCUUUGUUGUUGUCCGAUUUUGCAAUCUUCAAAUGCAAAAAAGCAAAACAUGGUUUCUCUUUUUGCAUCCACAGGAACCAUCUGAAACACCCACCUCCAAAAGCAGUUUCUGAUUCCUAUUUGUGGACUUUUUCAUUUUAUUUAAUAUUUUGUUGCAGCAUAUUGAUGAUUGGUCAAUCUAGUCAAUCCAAGUGUAAAAAUAAACAGGCAUCAGCAACUGCAGCAGCAUCUCAGCAGUAG
Messenger RNA from Syngnathus typhle (broad-nosed pipefish), 2094 nucleotides. RefSeq names its product t-complex-associated-testis-expressed 1 (gene drc5). Gene Ontology annotation, molecular function: protein binding. The record is from RefSeq and is a predicted model, not a curated record. NCBI's taxonomy places the organism in Eukaryota, Metazoa, Chordata, Actinopteri, Syngnathiformes, Syngnathidae. The coding region runs from base 244 to 2094 and encodes 616 amino acids. The transcript is spliced from 5 exons.